Molecule: messenger RNA, 3541 nt
Organism: Sphaeramia orbicularis (orbiculate cardinalfish)
Lineage: Eukaryota; Metazoa; Chordata; Actinopteri; Kurtiformes; Apogonidae
Product: cilia- and flagella-associated protein 70
Exons: 26
Coding region: 1-3138 (1045 amino acids)
Biological process (GO): cilium movement; cilium assembly
Cellular component (GO): extracellular exosome; motile cilium
Molecular function (GO): protein binding
Source: RefSeq, a predicted model, not a curated record
AUGGAGACGCCGGACAGAAACUUCACCAUAAAAAUAAAUGUUAUUCAAGGAAAUAACCUGCAAGGAAAAAAAGACAACUUCCAGAGCUUUGUGCGAGUGGAGGUUGAUGGUUCAUUGUUGGGAGAGUCAGAGAAGAAACAGGGGGAUCCAGUGGAAAAGCAAGUCAGCUACGACUUCACCUGCAGCUUUCACUGUUCCAAUGACGCUCAGACUCUAACGGACAUAUCCCAUAAACUGAUCAUAUUGACAGUGUUCGAGUUCCUAUCUGAAGAGAAAAAAGUGGAGGCGAAGACUGCAGUCCUGGGCCAAGCUGUGGUUGACCUUCUGCCACUGGUGCAAGGUCAACAAAGCUUCUCAUCCUCAGCGCCCCUCCAUCCAUCCUGCCCCCCAGCCAAGGGCUCCAUCCAUGACUUCAACAAUAAGCCAUCCUUGGAUGUGCUUGUCAGUGUAUCCGAUCCCUUGCUGACUGAAGACGCACUGUCAGCCUCCAACCUGCUAAAGGUAACUGUGGAGACGGCCUACUCUGUCCCUGAGUCAUGGACUGAACCGCCCACCCCCCCUUCAUGUACGUAUAGCGCCGCGCUGGAAGUCCCACUUACUGCUGAGAAAGACCAGAUACUAUUGUUUUCUAAUGGUGGACUGAAGGCAGGGGGGCAGAGGGAGGAGAGGGGCCGCCAAAAAAGGAGACCCCAUCAAACCCUGCUGGUCCCAGGAAACAUGUUCCUGCCUGGAGCCUAUUUCCAGGCUGAGUCUAUUGAGCAGGAGGACGGUGAGCUGACGGGGUCACAGGACCUGAAGUUUCGUAAGGAGGCAGAGACAUUGAAGAGUCGAGUGAGCUGGGACACUGAGAUGUGCUGCUUUCUGAAUGCAGAAGGAAGUGUCAGGUUCCGUGAGAGAAUCAGUGAGAGCAGACUGUGGCCGUUGGAGAUCAUGAGGUCUCGAGCAUCUGCCAAACUGGCGACUGAGGACAACCCACUGAUUCCUUUUCACGGUGUGGCGUUCGUGGACAUGGGCCGACUCCUGUUUCCUGGAGUCACUCGUAUCAGAGGAGCCUACAGAAUUGAACCCUUCUCUGAGACUGAACUACUGAAGAAGGCAAAGCGCAGCCACAGUGUGUUGAAGGAAAACGCUAAAGCUGCAGCAAAAGUUCGAGCCAGUUCAGCAGCGAGUGAUUCAAAGACAAAGGCAGGAAGGAUGACAGAGAAAAACAAGGGAGCGAAGGAUUCAGCUGAAAAGCCUCAUAGUCAGAGCAGGGUGGCCACAGCCACCAGUGUAGCUGACAACUGGACAAGAAAUACAUAUGUAGAGGCCAGAACAUAUAUUAUCAUUGAAGUUGCUUUGGAGAAACCACUGGUAUCAAAAACUUCCCCAGAAGAAAUGGCCAGAAGAGUGAAGGCACUGAUCCCUCCCAGACCUCCACACUCAGGCAGUCUCACUAAAGCAGAAAGAGCUGUGCAGAGCUUCCAUAGGCAGGUGGGCAAUGCUGUUUCUCAUAUUUUAGACCAGUAUGAGGAAUUGUUUGGAGUGGGAAAUAAACCUGUGGAAAACUGCAGCCGCGAGCAAAUGAUGGCCGAGCUGAGGGGGGCACUCACUGUCUCUGGGAGAUACUUCGCCUUAAAAGAGCAGAUGAAGCACGCAGUGGUAAGGAUUGCACGUGAUAAGAUGCAGCAGACAGGGCCGUUCACUGAUCCUCAAGAGCUCCACACUUUUAUCAGCAACCUUUAUGUCUGCCUGGUGGAUGAGAUGCAAGUAGCUCUGAACAAGGUUCAUUCAGAAGAUAUAGAUGAUUCAUCAGAUGAGACCCAGUUGAGUAUUUCUCAACUCAGACAUUUUGCCAAAGAGGCUCAGUUUACUGGAGAUUAUGAGCUGGCUUUCCAGUACUACCAACAGCUGGUGGUGAGGUACCCGAAUGAACCCUCCCAUAUGAUGGAUUUGGGAACCCUCUACAUGCUGACGGGAGACUACAUGAAAGCUAAAGAGUGUUUCUAUGACACUGCGUCAAGACAUCAGGAGCACCAGCCCAGUCUGAUCAUGUGUGGAGUCCUGGCGGUGAUGUUUGAGCGUUACCAGGAUGCCCACGCCUUCCUGGAGCGAGCCGCCCACUUAGAGCCACCUAGCGUGGUUGCCUGGACGCUGCUUGGUUUGCUCCAUGACAGUCAAGAUGAAGCCAUCAUGGCUCAGAGGGCAUUUCUGGAGGCCAGAAAACAACUGAAGGCAGAGGAAGAUAGAAAAAAAGAGGAGGAGAUGAAACAUGUGGAGAAAGAAGCGGAAAAGACCAAAGAGAAUGAAAACGACAAAUAUGAGGAGGCGACAGACGUGCCUGCAUCUCAGUCGCCCACUAAUAAUCAAGAGUCAGAGGUUGAUAUCAAGAGCUCAGAGGCAUCCAGACAGCCUUCAGCACACAGCAUCCAGUCCAAAUCCACUAUUUACACAGAGACGAUCCGCUUCCUGCUGCAAAACAAUGCCCUGCAGAUGGCUGAGCGUGCUCUGUCCCAGGAGCUGCUGUGUCCAGAUGGUGGUCGCAGUGUGUCCUACCUCCUUCAUCUGGCCCAGUUACAGCUGCUCAGAGCUGACUACUGCAGCGCUGCUGCCAGUUUAGAGGAGGUUCUGACACACAGAGAUCAGGACGCCGAUGCCUGGGCUCUGAACGGUCACUGUCACUACCUACGAGGAUCAUUCAGCGAAGCCCGGGACAGUUAUGAGCGGAGCCUGAGCCUCCAGAACCAGCCGCUUGACUCCCAUCUGGUUCUGCUCCGACUCGGAUCCAUCUACCUCCAGAACAGGCAGUUUGAUAAAGCCAAAGUCGUCCACCUUCAGGCCUGUGAACAGUCUCCAUCCUGCCUCACCUGGAUGGGCCUGGGAACCGCCUGUUACCGGAUGGAGGAUCUGUGUCUGGCUGAGGUAGCCUUCACUGAAGCCAACCACCUGAAUAAUCAGAAUGCAGAGGUGUGGGCGUACCUGUCGCUCAUCUGCCUCAGGUCUGACAGACCAGAGGAAGCAGAGCAGCUUCAUAAUUAUGCAACAAGGUAUAAACUGCAGAAUGAGUCGCUCCUCAGGGAGUUUAAAGAACUAAAGGAUCAGAGCCGCUUCAGUCGUCUGAUGUCCUGCUUCGAAGGAAGCUCUGGAUCAGGGAUUUAAAUCGUAUGUCAAAGAUAACACUGUUGUACGUUUCUUUGUUUUCAGUAUAUUUGUCUAAAUGAAGUAAUAAUUUGUGCAUGUACUGUUAAUUUUAGUACUGUGACCAAAUAUGAAACACAAUGCCAUGUUCAAUCAAAAUUCACAGACAAAGGAGAUGUUCAACAACAUCAAAUUCUGUUUUAAUAUCAACAUCACAUACAAACCCAAAGCAACUCAAAUAGUCUAAAAUGUAUAUAAAACGAGUCAGUAUAGUCUCUUAAAAAUGCACAGCAGAUAAAAGACAAGAAAAAGGGCAUUUGGUGAGUUAUUUCAACAGAUAAAAAGCGUUGUCAGUGACCCUCUUUAAAUACAUUCUGAACAGUUAAACAAACCUGAAAAGUUCUCAAAUGCCUAACCAGGAUUU